Molecule: messenger RNA, 5253 nt
Organism: Uranotaenia lowii
Lineage: Eukaryota; Metazoa; Arthropoda; Insecta; Diptera; Culicidae
Gene: H
Product: protein hairless
Exons: 4
Coding region: 1-2715 (904 amino acids)
Source: RefSeq, a predicted model, not a curated record
AUGACGAUCUACAACAGCGCGCAGCUUUGGGCUUGUUUGACGACGACGACGAUCAUUCGUUUCGUUGCCGAACGAUCGCAGCGUAUCGUACAUCAUGGCAAAUUCAUACUGGAAUUGGCCCGCGCUCGGGAAGGCGAGAAAACCAGCUGGAUAUCGGUUCCGCGCAAAACGUUCUGGCCACCAACCGUUAGUUCGACGAACGCUAGCUUUCACAAGCAUGAAAGUUCGACGUCACUUAGUUUCUCGGAUGACAACAGCUCAGUCCAGUCUUCGCCAUGGCAGAGGGACCACUGCUGGAAGCAAACUAACCCGCGGUCGAACAUUUGCAAGGAAAUGUCUCUGUACUACUACCGGCCACCGAAUGUGCGUUUCAAGCUGUCUCGAGAAACGGUCAAGCGGUUGAGACUGAAACGGAGGCGACCUUACGAUACCACCAUAGCGUCGGUUUCGCCUCUCCACUAUGAGAUUAUUAGCCCUAGGGAAUUGUCUAUUGAAACUGUUGAAGAUACUCGGGAACACGAUGCAAUGGAUUUGAAAAUGAAUGGGAAAGCGGCCGAGGUGGAAACAUCCAAUGCAGAGGAUAGCAAUCGAGAUGAGAACGUACCAAAUGGUAGCCAUGUAAACGGAACGAAAGAUUUCACAAUUAAACGACGGAGGGGUCAGUUGAAGCGAAGGAAAGAGCUUAUUUCUAUUGUUCAACAACUGACGGUUCGAAUGGUGAACAGUGUGAAUUCUACUCCACGUGUUCAGCUGUCAGGCAUUCGAUCCGCUUUCAGUAAUUCAUCUGUUCAACAACAUGUGUCUCCUCGGAAAAGAAUUCUGAGAGAACUGGAAAAGGUCUCAUUGGAAGAUAGUAGCAGUACUAUGAAAAGAUCUCGUGGUAAGCCAGGAAGUAAUAACACGGUAGUGACUGCUACAACGGCCACGCCACUUGCUUCAGUCAAUAGCAAUGGAAACAUGACCAGCGGGAUUAAUAAUAGUAAUAGUAGCAACAGUAAUAAUGGCAAACUUAUAAACGGAUCGUCGACAACGGAACCGCAUUCAUCUGCAGUUCCGACGACACCAGUGUCACGCCCCAUAAGUAGCUAUAGUAUAACCUCGCUACUUGGACACAAUUCGUCCAACGAUAGUAGUAGUAAAUCUAAGCAGCAGGAAACUAAUUCCACAACUAGUCAUCAUCCGUACCAUCAUCAGCUUCCUUCUCAUUAUCAUCAGUAUCUUGGAAAGGACGUUAUAACCUCACCGAAAUCUCCCUCAGAUGCUCAUUAUAGGUAUUAUGGGAAAAAGAAAUCCCCGAGCUACGGGCCAAACGCUGGAACCGCAGCAUCUCCAAAUUCAGCUAGUGAGUACAAUACUACUGGUGGUUAUGGUGUUUCGCGUUCACCGGAUCUAAGCCCCAGUCCAGAACAUCAAAAUCACAGUUUUACGCGCUAUCGACAACAUCCGUACAGCAUUCAUCCAAUUGUUUCAUCUCCCAGCAGCUACUCGAAUGCAUCUCGGUGUUCUCCAUCGCCGAAUACGAACGAUUCUGCUAGUUCUCCAUACAGUAACAAUGCAAAGUAUCGAAGCACUUACCUUACUUCUAGUGUUUCUCCGCCAAGCUCUGCCAAUCCGGCCUCUACCGGGUCACCUCAACAUUACACACGUCAAUCUCCACUGAAUUUCGCACGCUCACCGCCACCAUCGCAUCAAUCCAGUUAUCCACAUUCCAGUAGCUAUCGAAAUAACGGAAAAGACCCAACAUUAUCUCCCAGAGCGUCUCCCAGCGUAGAACCGAUACGUGUGCCAGCUACAACGCCCACCUCAUCCAAUCUCAGCACACCUAGUAUCAGAACAGUUCCAAAGAAAACCGCCGCGUUGCGACAACAAUUUGGUUCUCCGUCGUCUUCACCAUCAAUUCCAACAGAUUCAGCGAAGCGAGAACGUUCUAAUUCCAACGCUUCUUCCGAAUCUUCGCGAACCGCACAUUUCAAGAAGGAGUUGGACUAUUCCGAACGAUCAGCUUCAACCGCUUCUUCUGUUGAUGUUGUUGAUGGACUACCGUGUUCUUCCAUUUCGCAAUCAAGUUCAGUAAUUCGUCCAAGUACCGUUAUCGCAUCUCCAACACCUCAUCAUCCAGUGCCCAAUCCGUUUUAUAUGUAUCCACCACAAAUAGCAGCCUCGUUGCUCGCUGCUCAACAACAAUCUGGCGCGGUUCCUUUCAUGCCAACUUCCCCCCUAACGUACUAUCAGCAUAUGUAUAAUCAGGCCGCGGUUGCUGCAGCAUAUCGUAGCCCACUAUGGAUGCACUACUCAGGUCUAUCACCUCAUGCGGCGGCUGUUGCUGCUGCUGCUGCUGCCGCUGCUGUUUCGCCUUCGGUGCCACCAACUUCUUUAGGAAUGAGUUCAGCUGCCCCCGUCGAGAGUAACCACCGGGAUGUACACCAUCCAGGCGCUAUCACAGUGCCAGCCGGAAGCACUACAAGUGCCAUUACUGUCGUUAGUAGCGCCUCGCCUGUACCAGCAUCGUCUGCGCUGAACUACAGUGCUGCGGCUUUGAGUGCUACUAGCCAUCAUCAGCUUGGACAUCAUCCUGGAUCACUUUGGGGCGUAGUGUCGCCCUCGUCUUCGCAUGAAUCCAAGGCUAGACAAUCGGCGGUAUCGGGCGGAUCGGCUACUGGUACCGAGAGGGACGAUCCAACUAUAGAUGUCCCUUUGAACUUGUCCAAGCACUAAUGGCAGAUCAGGUGCACGCGCCCACACUAUAAUAUACAAUGCAGAAAACAGGAGGUGGCUUAAGGUAAUCCAAAUCGUCGUUAAACGUACCAGUAAUGUUAUGAACAGAGAUGAGCCUCAACACAGCGAAAUUGACGUUCGUUUGAAGUACUACGCCUAGCGUAACUGAACUUUUACCCGACGUCAUUGUCUUAUAUCGGUGUAAUUGUGAUUUCUUUAACUGAUUGAAUCACGUAUUUCAUAAGAAGAAAAAAAAUCUUAACGAAAAAAUACAUCGUUGGUGUUUGAAAUAUUGCAAACAAUGAAGGCGGAUUCUAUCCGUAUGCUUUUUAGUGUUGGUAUAUGAUCACGCAGAUAUGUAUAAUGAUUUUAAAUAGAAUAUAUAAUGAAGGUAAAGGUAGUGGGAGGGUUCAGCCUACAACAGAAAACAAAAACCUAAGGUUUUAUCUAUUUUCCGGAGAAAUAUAAAAAAAACUAUUUUUGCUAAAAUGUAAUAAAUUAUAAAAGGAUGAAAUUAUAUAUAUGUAACAUAUACACACAUCUACAUAUACAUAUGCAGAAAAAGUAUAUAUAUAUAUACCUAUAUACAAUAAGAAAUAAAGAAAAAUUUUACAGAGAGAUAUUUUGUGAAUCGAAAGUAAUGCAGUACAUUUUAGUACUGAAUAUUCCAUGUUUUUCUAAAAUGGUCUGGUAGACUUUUAAGAGAAGCGAAUUAUUCCAUUCCUACCGACACAAUUCUCAAACAUAGAGCUUCGAUGCAUCUAGAGAAAUUUAAGCCAUUUGUAAGUGCUUACCUUCGAUAGCCUCUUUUUUAACCGAGAGAAAACCUGUGUAUGUUCCUUCUGAAUCUGAAUUCCUAGCCAACAUCAUGGAUAUAACUGCAAAUACUACCCUUUUCAAUUCUAUACGUCGGUGUGUAGUAAUCCGUAUUCACAACUUAUAAUUAACCGUCUUGUAAUAAAUUCUACUUUGUCCUUUGCAAUUCUAUACUUGUAACAGAUACGUACAAGAAUCUCAUCCUUUCACUGGUAUAUUUUGUGUCGCAUAAUGUGUAUAACAUAGACUGAUGCUUUUAUAGUUUUAACUUGAGAGAUGUUAUUUAAACAUAUAUCAACAUCAUUUUACUCUUUGCCUAGUUUCUCAAAACGUAGGGCCCUAUUACAUAAAACGAGUCGAGUAACUCCAGUCACUGUCGAGUAGAGCUAAAUGUCGUAUUACGGUAGUCGAGUGAAAUUGAUCGAAUUAAUUUGAGUGCUCAAAUGGCGGCUAUCAUGUUGAAAUUUUUCGCAGUCGACUCAGUCGAGCUACCUGACUGAAGUUUGACUCGACUACUGUAAUACCAAAAUGGCUCACUCGAGUAAAAUGACUCGUGACUCGUCUUAUGUAAUAGGGCCUAUAUUCGAGAAUAAAACUUAUUGAGAAUUUGAUAGUUUAACACCCUGUGAAGGCGACGUAAAACUAUCAAAUUUUCGUUCCAAUAGAGUCAAGCUUUCCAGGUAUUGAAGAAUAUACAUAUACAAAAGAUUUAUCAAAAGACAGAAAAAAACAGAAGCCAAUCAAAUCAUAACACUACAAACACAUAAUAUUUUAUUGAACAAAAUGAAACAAGACAUUAAUAUAAAACGUAUCAAUAUUUUGAUAGUUUUAUAUAAAACAAACCGAUUUUCGGCAAAUUUUGGGAAAACAUAAUUUUAGUAAACUUACCGUACAAGAUCAGAUUCCGUUUUAUAUUCUAUUGAAAAUGAACGAAUAGUCAGUCAACAAACAAAAACAAAAACGAUUGUGCCUUUGAAACGUCAACCAAAAAUACAAACAAAAUUUAAACUAGAAUUGACAUAAAAAGCUAUACACAAUUCCUCAAAAUACACAAAAUAUAGAAACAAAACCAAGCGAAACAAACAUGUAACGAGAAAAACACGUUGGUCAUAUUUUCGAGAAAUAGCCGGUUUACAUACAUCAUAUUAUAUAUUCAAGUGCGAAACAAACUUGCACAUUCUUAUGACGAAGGAUCGCGAAACUAGCUACAGUCCAGCAAACGAUAAUUCACAUUACAAAACUAUAACAAAAGUUCAAUAACAAAAAAAAAUGACAUGCACACAAUACUUAGCCGAACAAUGCAAACGGAAAUACAGCAAACGAAAAUCAAGAGAGGUAUGUAACUCUUUUCUAUCGCUUUGUUCGGAACAUGUGUACAGUGAACCUCCAGUUAAGUGUACUGUUUUUUCCAAAUUUUUUAAUCGAAUAUUCGUGUACCUCCGACGAUACUUUUUUAUAUCGUGUAUUUCUUAAGGGCAUCGUCAUUGGACACAUAAUAUUCAACUACCUAAUAUUGGACUCUAUGCAAUAAAACUAAUAAAACAUUUACAUGAAUGUCGUUAAACAAGCUUAUUGAUGCCUAUAUUGAUACAUUCCAAUCAGUUCAUAAACAUAGGCACUAAUGACCUUGUCGAGCCUUAAUUGAACAUGUUCUCAACCGAAGAUCUUUUAGUUUAAAAUUCUAUAACUAUGCAGAUAUUUUCUUGACUGUUAAAUCUAUCU